Molecule: messenger RNA, 5062 nt
Organism: Procambarus clarkii (red swamp crayfish)
Lineage: Eukaryota; Metazoa; Arthropoda; Malacostraca; Decapoda; Cambaridae
Gene: Etl1
Product: SWI/SNF-related, matrix-associated actin-dependent regulator of chromatin, subfamily a, containing DEAD/H box 1
Cellular component (GO): nucleus
Molecular function (GO): DNA binding; chromatin binding; ATP-dependent chromatin remodeler activity
Source: RefSeq, a predicted model, not a curated record
AAACUUUUUACCAUUCAUACUUCAUGUAAGCCACCGACAUAAAUUCAUCAUAUGUAGCGCAUGUUUUAAUUCGUCGAAUAUAAAUGCCCCCGUGUGCCGUUGUGGUUUGUUAAGGCCGAGAAGGAGGAGUUAGAGAGAGGAGUGAGGAGACAAGGGCGAGGUAGCGCGGCGGCCGCCCGGAGCUUCCUUGUUUACCUUCCCCAGAGCUGGUUGUCCCGAGCGCCUCCAUCACUCCCUUCACCAACCUCCCACCUUAAGAGCUUUCACAUUUUCAUUAUGGAAGAUGGAGAGGAAGGAGCCACUGUCGAUAGUACCACCAGUAUCAAUGGAAAUAUCUCCAAACCAAAAGUUUUCAGGGAUGACCUUCGAAAUUUUCGUAUGGACAAGGAUGAAGCAAAUAAAAAUCAAGUGUCUCUUUUGAGGUAUUUUCGUACUGAAGAGAGAAAAUCUCACGGGAAGGAGAAUUCUAAAGAAUCGCCCACAAGGGAAAGCUCUACAGAUUCUGAUGACAGUGCUGAGGAGUCAACUAGUCCAGUUUUAAAAUCUAGAAUUCCAAGUAAGAAGUUCCGUGUUGGUUCUUCUAGCGAUUCUCCCCUAACACCAAAAGCUCGAAAACCCUCAACAAUUACACUAAUAAAUAAACCAUCGACUAUUGUUUCAUUUCUUCAUUCGGGUGCCUUAGCCAAGGCAAAAAGAUUGGACCAAUGUAAGCAGCUAUCAAAGGAUGCAGAUUCAAGUGACGAGGAAAUCUCAGCACAGCAGAGAAACGCCGAUAAUAAUGAAGAUCUGAGUGGAGACACAAGCUCUGUAUCGCUGAGAAAUUUUAAAAAACAUUUGAAUGAUUCGAAUAACAAGUCCACAGUGAGAACAGCCAGUACUAGCUUACCUUAUAAGAAGAACAUUGUUGUGAAAGCAUCUGAAGUCGUAACUCAUUCUACAUUAUCCAAACCCGUUUUUGUUGAUGCUCCAAGUCCAGAUUCAAAGGAUGAUGACGAUGAAGAUAGUAAUGAGGAAUCCUCUAAUUCUGAUGAUGAAUCAUCGUCUGACAGCCCCUUGGGUGGCAUGUCUAUGAAACUGCUGAUCAACAAGACAUCACCUUCAAAGGUGUCCGUAAAUUGCUCCGAUGUUGAACAAGAUAGCCAGGACAGCCCAGUCAUCCGAACAAAGGUUGCCAAGCGCGUGCGAUUUUUGGCAUCAAGUGAUGAGGAUGAAGACCUUAUACCUCCAGCUAAGAAACAGCAGUUAAAUGGUCAUGAUAGUGCCUCAGAAGACUCAAGUAUGCCGGAUGAGGGUAUUAUUGAAAAGUUUAUAGAUAUGUGGGAAAAGGUCUAUCCAUUUGUAGAUAAAAUGGAUGUCUUGGAUAUAUAUAGACAAAAUGAUUGGGAUGCUAAACUUACAAUGGAACAGUUAGAAAAAACUAAUAGGAAAAACAAAGACAAGCACAAACUUAAAAAAAUGGGUGAAGAGAUGGCUAAGAAAAGGGAAUUAGCUGAGCAGAGAGUGGAAAAGAAGAAGCAGAAAGUGGCUGAGAAAGAAUUGGCAUCAAUGGCAAGAACAGCAAUGAAAGAGAAGUUGAAAGCCCGAAAGCAAGCAUGGAAAGGUAAGGCAGUUUCAAGAAAUGACGAUCAGGACAUGGAGGAGGAUGAGGACGACUAUCAUUUUGGAGGAUCUAAAGUAUAUGACAGUGAGGAUGAUGAAUCUGGUGGUGAAGAGGACCCGAAAAAAACUGGAGAUCGUCAUUUGGUACUAAAGUUCUUUAACGAAGCUUCUGUGGGUGAACUCGCUGCCAUUGGUGGCUGUUCCAGAAAGAAGGCAGAAGUCAUCGCACAAAUCCGACCCUUCAAAGACUGGACAGAUAUUGUUUACAAGUUCCAGACAGAGAAAUUCAUUAGUGCUGAACUCUUGAAUGAAGCAAAGACAGUUUUACAUGUAAGGAAUACAGUGCAGAAGCUCAUGAAGAGAUGUGAAACUAUUGCCAAUAACAUGCAAAGCAUUGUGUCCAGAAUUGUUAGUGGGGAGGAGGAUGCAGGAAUCAGCAAGCAACCCACGAGUCUUAAUCCAUCGAUGCAGUUGAAAAGCUACCAGUUGAUUGGCCUCAACUGGUUAGUGCUAAUGCAUGAACAAGGAUUGAAUGGUGUUUUGGCCGAUGAGAUGGGGCUUGGCAAGACAGUUCAGGCUAUAUCAUUCCUUUCUCACAUUAAAGAAGCAGAAAAUCCUGAUGAAAUUAGUCUCAUCAUUGUUCCAUCAUCUACAUUAGACAACUGGGCUCGAGAGCUGGAGUUAUGGUGCCCUUCUCUUGAGGUUCUGCAGUAUCACGGGUCUCAGGAUGAGCGACGAGCCAUUAGAUGUGCGAUCAUGAACAAUAAUUUGGAGGAGGAACCAGAUGUCAUCCUCACCACUUACAACAUGGUGAGCACCAGUGCGGAGGACAAAGCCCUCUUCAAAAAACUGAGGUUCCACACUGUUGUGUUGGAUGAGGCGCACAUGCUCAAGAACAUGGCUUCUCAACGGUAUGAAAACCUCAUGAAAAUCAAGGCACUGCGUCGUGUCUUAUUGACUGGUACCCCUCUGCAGAAUAACUUGGUUGAGCUCAUGUCUAUACUAAUCUAUGUGAUGCCUCAACUGUUUGACAGUAAAAAAGAAGAAUUAAAACGAGUAUUCUCCAUGUUUCCAAAGGGAGACGGAGGUGGUAAAGGAAAGUUUGAAAGAGAGAGAAUCGAGCAAGCAAAGCGUAUCAUGAAACCCUUCUUCUUAAGACGAUUGAAGUGUGAUGUUUUAAAGGACUUGCCACCCAAACAUGAUGAAAUUAUACACGUUCCAAUGUCAAAACGGCAGCAGAAGAUUUACUCGGACACGGUGCUCGUUUUGAGUAAAAGAGCACAGCAGCAUCAAUUAGAUCUGGAAAAACUAAACUUAAAGGAGUUAACAGAAAUAGAUGAUGGAGAGGCCACUGGAGACACAAAAAAGAAGAAAGAUAGAGAUGGCAGUAGCAACAUGGUAACAACUCUUCGCAAGAUUGCCAACCAUCCUUUAUUAAUAAGAAAAUAUUACGACGACAACAAGGUAAAGGAGAUAGCCAAGAUUCUAAAGAAAACCACCCACCUGGAGUCUAUAUUAGAGUAUAUCAUAGAGGACUUUUCUGUCAUGUCUGAUUUUGAAAUACAUACAACUUGUGACAUCUAUAAGCCCAUCAAGCAUCACCGCCUUCCAGAAGAGAUUCUUCUCAGUUCAGGCAAAUUUGAGCAACUAGAUGUUCUACUCCCUAAGCUUAAGGAAGAAGGCUCACGGGUAUUGAUAUUUUCUCAAUUUGUGAUACUACUCAACAUCCUAGAGCAGUAUAUUAUUCUUCGAGGCCACAAAUACCUUAGAUUUGAUGGCACUACACAAGUAGCUGAGAGACAAGACCUAAUUGAUCAGUUCACGGAAGAAGACGACAUCUUUGUUUUCCUCCUGUCAACAAGGGCAGGCGGACUGGGUAUUAAUCUAACUGCUGCAGACACAGUUAUUAUUCACGACAUAGAUUUCAAUCCAUAUAAUGAUAAACAAGCUGAAGAUCGAUGCCAUAGGGUGGGACAAACUAGGCCUGUGAGGAUUAUCAGACUGGUGAGCAAGGAUACUAUAGAGGAUGGCAUGCUGCAAAUUGCUCAGGAUAAACUGCAGCUGGAAAGAGAUGUCACAGGCCUUGAAGAUGACCAGCAGAAGAAAAGUGAUGUAGUAACGCUUCUAAAGGCUGCUUUAGGCUUAGUGAAGACAGAUGGACAGAGUAGUUCAUUAGCAUCUACAAGUGAAAGUGAGCCAUUGUAGUUGUUUGAAGUAUUAGCUAUCACGUCAAAUAAUGGAUCAUCAUUGUCACUUGGAAAAUUGCCUUACAAUAUUGAAGUCAGGUGUCAGAAAGCAAUUUAAGCAUUAUUUAUAUUCUUUUAUGUUAAUGGCACCGUGGAAUAAAUUUUUGCAGUGUGAAGGAUGCAUAAACAGUAUUGCACUCGAAUCUUCGUUCUCUUCACCAUAUAGCACAAGGAAUUAAAUUAUUUAUUUUGUCAAGCAAAUUGCUUUAGUAAUUCAUGUUUAAAAUUUUUGCUAUGUCUUAUUAGUUUUGUUAUGAAAAGUAGAUGAUGUUAAAAUAUGUUUGUACAGUAUAUAUAUAGUUUUUUACUUGUUUAGCACUCUCUUUCCUACAACAUAAGAGUGUAAAUUAUUUGGCCUCCUUCCCUCUAGCAGUGCCUCAAUAGUACUGCUUCAUCUACUCCCACAUGUUAAUGCCACUCAGACCGACACGCAGGGAAACCUCACUACUACUCAACACUGUUAUGUCUGUGUGUGUGUUGUGUCAUCUUAAUAACUCCCAGUCCAAAUUUAUUAUAAAUUAAAAAAUAAGGUCAGUAUUGUCUAUAGUGCUUUUAAUCUUAGGUUGAACAUGUCCAAAUAAAUCUGAAACUGUUUUCAACCGCAGUGUAUUUCUACUUUAGAAAAUGAUAAAACAGUACUAUUAAGUCUUUCCAACACUUUAGAAGGAAUUGAUUGUUCUCAUUCUGUGGCAACACUGACCCUGAUGAGAUUGUUGGUUGUAAACCAUUUAGGUUCACUCACAGUCAAGUGGAAGAUUUAGUAGAUUCAUAACUGUUUAAUUAGUUUUCUGAGUUGUUAAUUAUUUACACAAUCACAGUGAUUGGCAGUUAUGUUACUUUUCAUGAGUUGUAUAUAAAGUAUGAAUUUAAGUGUUGAAUGGUUGAUAUGUUUUUGUUGUCCUAAUGCUACUUAACCAUGAAUGUAUUGGGAGGAUAAAUCUAGACCCCCCUCCCCCUUCCCGUCCUGCCAACCCCAUGACCCAGCAUACAUCACAAGGGGGUAGCUGUGAACCCAGACUUGCCCGUCGUAAUAGCAAGGUUUCCCAGUGUUCGUUCUCUACUCUUCCAUAUGUUGUUCAGUAGCAAUUGCCAUGUCCAUCAACACUUUUAAUCAGUAUUUUUUUACCUAAACAAUGUUUAUUUGUAAGCAAAGGGAUUGUAAGAUUAAUUUGAGUAGAGAUUUGUAAUGUUUCUAUUAAUUAAAAUAUUUUGUUUCA